Molecule: messenger RNA, 639 nt
Organism: Funneliformis geosporum
Lineage: Eukaryota; Fungi; Glomeromycota; Glomeromycetes; Glomerales; Glomeraceae
Source: the annotation of a GenBank genome assembly
AUGCUAAAUUUACAAAGCAAGUUAGUGUUAACAGGAGGAAUAGGAGGAGCUAUCUUUACAGAAAUAAUAUUAUUAAAUAAAGGUUUCCCGGUAAUUUAUGCAGAGGAGAACUCUGCUAAAAAGUUAUGUAUUUAUGAUGAACCUAAACCUGACGUCGUUUUAGUAGAGUCACCUACAAGGUUAGAAGAAGCAAUUAAACAAGCCAGAAUUCACGUUACGAAAACUGCUUGUGAUUUGGAGCGACAAUUUCAUGGUGUAAUUAAUAAAUGGAUCACCAUUGAACAAAAUACCGAGAAAACCAUAAAAGAAAUAAUAGCACCAAAUGAGCGAUUAAUGCCAGAAGCAUUAUACGUAACAGUAGCAGGGUUAGCAGGCACAAUCAUAGCAAGAAAUCGUAACAUUUUACUUCGAAUUGCGACUCCAUUAGUUUUUACAAUCGCUUCAUCAUAUUACUUUUUACCACAAACGUCACAAAACAUUUCAAAAAAAUUUCAAGAAAAUCAACAUAAAUAUCCACAAUUAUUAAAAGUUCAUCGUUCUAUCUCUGAUAUAGCUAGUGAUGCUAAACAAAAAGUUGAUACAUCUAUUUCCGAUUUAAAAAAUAUUGUAGGUGGUGAUGAUAACGAUAAAUCCAAAUAA